UUCCCUUCCCUUCCCUUCCCUCCCGUCCCGUCCCGUCCCGUCCCGUCCGUCCCGUCCGUCCCCGGCGGCGGCGGUGGCAUCGUCGGCCGUGUCCCCGCAGAUGCUGUGACAGCCAUGUCGGACGAGAAGCCCCCGCAGCUCGUGGAUUAUUUCGUGGUGGCCGGGCUGGCGGAGGGCUCGCGGGCGCUGGAGGAGGAGCAGCAGCCGCGGCCGGCGCGGCCCGGGGAGCCCAUCACGGACGUGGCCGUGAUCAUCCGCUCGCAGGGCGAGGAGGUGCCGCAGGGCUUCACCUGCAUCGAGACCAGCACGUCCGGCCACCCCGUGGACCUCAACGCGGGGCUGCUCAACAACCCCCAGAUGUUCCUGUGCUACAAACGCGGGCGGGACAAACCCCCCCUGAUCGAGCUGGGGGUGCACUAUGAGGGCAAGGACCGGCCCAAGCCAGGCUACCAGAUCCUGGACACGACGCCCUACAGCCGCUCGGCCAACCUGGCCUCGGGCUCCCCGGGCCACCAGCGCACGUUCCUGACGUUCCGGCGCCCGGCCGAGCCGCCCGGGCACCACACGCUGGGCGUCACCGACAUCUGCCUGGUGAUGCCCAGCAAGGGAGAGAGCACCCCGCACACCUUCUGCCGCGUGGACAAGAACCUCAACACCAGCAUGUGGGGCCCCGCCUUGUUCCUGUGCUACAAGAUCGCCGUGGCCAAGGACAACACGCUGGUCUACGAGGCAGGGCUGCUGAGCCGCUACCCCGAGCAGGACAGCGAGUCCUUCCCUCUGCCCGAGUCGGUGCCCGUGUUCUGCCUGCCCAUGGGGGCCACCAUCGAGAGCUGGCCCGUGGGCACCAAGUACCCCCUGCCCGUCUUCUCCACCUUCGUCCUCACCGGCGCCUCGGGGGACAAGGUGUACGGUGCCGCCAUCCAGUUCCACGAGGCGUUUCCCCGGGAGCGGCUGUCGGAGGCGCAGGCGCUGCGCCUGGGGCUGCUCAGCGUGGUGGACCGGGGGCCGGUGCCCGGGCGCUCCCUGCACACCCGCAAGAGCAUCUGCGUGCUGUCCCACUGGCCCUUCUUCGACGUCUUCCGCAAGUUCCUCAUGUUCAUCUACCGCUACUCCAUCUCGGGCCCCCACGUGCUGCCCCUGGAGACGCACAUCUCCCACUUCAUGCACAACGUGCCCUUCCCGUCCCCGCAGCGCCCACGCAUCCUGGUCCAGAUGUCCCCGUAUGACAGCCUGCUGCUGUGCCGCCCCGUGUCCUCCCCGCUGCCCCUCAGCGGGGCCAGUUUCCUGACGCUGCUGCAGAACCUGGGCCCUGACAAUGCUGUGGCACUGCUGGUGGCCGUCCUCACCGAGCAGAAGCUGCUCAUCCACUCCCUGCGCCCCGACGUCCUGACCAGCGUGGGUGAAGCCCUGGUGGCGAUGAUCUUCCCCCUGCGCUGGCAGUGCCCCUACAUCCCGCUGUGCCCGCUGGCGCUGGCUGACGUGCUGUGUGCCCCCGUGCCCUUCAUUGUAGGCAUCCACUCCAGCUACUUCGACCUCUACGAGCCCCCCCGCGACGUCAUCUUCGUCGACCUGGACACCAACACCAUUUUCCAGAGCGAGGAGCGGAAGCUGCUGUCGCCCCGCGCGCUGCCCCGCCGGCCCUGCAAGGUGCUGCUGGCCUCGCUGCACAGCCUGUCCCAGCAGCUGGAUGAGCUGCUGAGCGCGCCGGGCGAGGAGGAGCCCCCGGAGCUGGUUCUGAGCGACGCGGAGGCGGCGGGGGCGCGGCGGGCGCAGCUGGAGCUGGAGGCGAGGGCGGCCUUCCUGCGCUUCAUGGCCUGUGCCCUGCGCGGGUACCGCUCCUUCCUGCGGCCCAUCGCGCCCGCGCCCGCCCCGGCCGGCCGCGACGCCGGCAGCCUCUUCGCGCUGCAGGGGUUCCUGCGCUCCCGGGAGCGCGCGUACCAGCGUUUCUACGGGCAGCUGCUGCGCACGCAGCUCUUCACGCAGUUCAUCGAGGACUGCUCCUUCGCCAGCGACCGCGAGCCCUGCCUCGAGUUCUUCGACACCUGCGUCGACAAGGUGCAGGUGGACCUGGAGAAGCCCGAGGACACGCCCCUGAUGGAGCUGGACGACCCCCGCGGCGGGGAGCACACGGUGUUCAUCACGCCCCCGGAGCAGCCGGCGGGGCCCGACGGGGCCGAGCCCCCCGCGCGCUACAGGUAUGACGGGUUCCCCGCGCUGCGCCCGGAGCUGCUGGAGCCCCCCCGGGACCCGCUGGUGGCUCAGCUGUGCCAGGCCAGGAGCAGCGCCCCGAGCAGCCCCGCGCCGCGGCGCACCAAGCAGGAGAUGAAGGUGGCCCAGCGGGUGGCGCAGAAGUCGUCGGCAGUGCCCGAGCUGUGGGCACGGUGCCUGCUGGGGCACUGCUACGGCCUCUGGUUCCUGUACCUGCCCACGCAGGUGCGCGCCGCCCCCGCCAAGCUGCGGGCGCUGCAGCUGGCCUACGACGUGCUGCGCAAGAUGGAGCAGCACAAGGUGGUGCUGCCCGACGAGGUGUGCUACCGCAUCCUGAUGCAGCUGUGCGGGCAGUACGGCGAGCCCGUGCUGUCCGUGCGCGUCCUGCUGGAGAUGAAGCGCGCCGGCAUCGUCCCCAACACCGUCACCUACGGCUACUACAACAAGGCGGUGCUGGAGAGCAAAUGGCCGGCGGGGACCCAGGGGGGGCGGCUGCGCUGGGCCAAGCUGCGCAACGUGGUGCUGGGGGCGGCGCAGUUCCGGCAGCCCCUGAGGCAGAGGCAGCGCCAGAGAGCGGCCGGAGACCCCCCCGGUGACCGUGCCCCCCCCGCCCCGCGCCCCCCCCUGCACCGCCAGACCACCUGGGCGGGUCGGAGCCUCCGGGACGCGGCGCCGGCCCCGCGGCUCGUCAAGAGCGGCAGCCUCAGUUUCCCCGCCCCAUGCGAGGCCGGGGCGGCCCGCGGAGGAGCCCCCCCUCCCCCGCCACCCCCACCCCGGCCGCCCCCUGCCGCCGCCCCCGGUUCUGCCGACGGGAGCCUCUCGGACAUCGCCACCGGCGACAGCGGCGGCGACGGAGGGGCCCGGGGCGCCCCGCCCGCCGCCGGCCCCGAGGAGCCGCCCGGGAUCCCGCCGGGGUCGCCGGGGUCGGAGCAGCGGGACGGGGACCCCCGCCCGUCACGGCGCAGCCCCGCCGGGAGCCUGCUGCGGCGCCGGGAGCGGCCCGAGUCCACGGCGUCCAAGAGCUCGGUGUCGCUGGGCAGUGAACUGGACCUGUCCGAUGCCUCGGGGGGCAGCGGCGGCGCCCCCAAAGCCUCAGGGGAGCCCUGCGCGGAUGGGGGGGCGGGGACGGAGCCCCCCGGCCUGGAGGUGCUGCUGUCCAGCUGCUCGCGCUGCCCGGGCUGCGCCGCGCUCGUGUUCGACGAGGAGCUCAUGGCCGGCUGGACCUCGGACGACUCCAACCUCAACACCUCGUGCCCCUUCUGCUGCCGCUCCUUCGUGCCCUUCCUGAGCAUCGAGAUCCGCGACCUCCGCCGGCCCCCCAGCCCCCCCCCGGUGCCCCCCUCCCCGCAGGGGCCGGUGCUGAGCGACCGCCGGCGCUGCCUGGAGCUGGACGACCCCCCGGGACCCCGGGACCCCGGGCUGUGCAACGGCUGCGCCGAGACCCCGCCGCCGUGGCGCCGCGAGCGCGUGGCCUUCGCCUACCUGAGCCCGCUGGUGCUGCGCAAGGAGCUCGAGAGCCUGGUGGAGAACGAGGGCGCCGAGCUGCUGGCGCGGCCCGAGCUGGUGGACAAGCACCCCAUCAUCUUCUGGAACCUUCUCUGGUUCUUCCAGCGCCUGGCGCUGCCCAGCCAGCUGCCCCUGCUGCUGCUGGGCUCCCAGCACGCCCCCCCGGACCCCCAGCCCCCCGAGGCGUCGCGGGUCCGGGUGCGGCUCCUGUGGGACGUGCUGAGCGCCGAGGCCGAGAGCUGCCCCCCCCUCUACGUCAUCUGGAGAAUGCACAGUGCCAUCCCCCCCCGGCUGCACCCCUGGGGCCCCCCGGCCCCCCCGUUCUCGCUGCCCUUCCUGGAGGCCCUGCUGAGGCACGUGGGGCUCAACGAGGUGCACAAAGCCAUCGGGCUCUUCCUGGAGACCCUGGCGGCCCCCGGAGCCCCCCGCACCCUGCACAGGAGCAUUUACCGGGAGCUGCUGUUCCUGACGCUGGCGGCGCUGGGCCGGGAGCACACGGACAUCGCCGCCUUUGACCGCCGGUACCGUUCGGCGCUGGCCAAGCUGGGCGGGACCCCGGGCCGGGACGAGCUGAGGCGGCGGCGGGCGCAGCCCCCGAGCGCCAGAGCGAGCGAGUGCCGCCGGUGCUUCGGGGCGCCCCCGGAGUGCUGAGAGCGGCACCGGGACCGGGAACCCCCCCGGGAACC
Camarhynchus parvulus is the source of this 4400-nucleotide messenger RNA. It is a transcript of the gene DENND4B, whose product is annotated as DENN domain containing 4B. Gene Ontology annotation, biological process: regulation of Rab protein signal transduction. Gene Ontology annotation, molecular function: protein binding. The record is from RefSeq and is a predicted model, not a curated record. NCBI's taxonomy places the organism in Eukaryota, Metazoa, Chordata, Aves, Passeriformes, Thraupidae. Gene Ontology annotation, cellular component: cytoplasmic vesicle.